AUGAAACAGCGGAAGAGCAGCAAAAAAGCAGCGGAAAAGCGGCGGAAGUGCAGCAAUGAAGCAGCUGUGAAGCAGCAGCAGCGGAAGUGCAGUGGAAGAGCAGCAGAAGAGCAGCGGAAGUGCAGCAGAAGAGCAGCGGAAGUGCAGCAGAAGAGCAGCGGAAGUGCAGCAGAAGAGCAGCGGAAGUGCAGCAGAAGAGCAGAGGUGGAGCAGCAGAAGAGCAGCGGUGGAGCAGCGGAAGUGCAGCAGAAGAAAAGCAGCGGAAAAGCAGCAGGAAAGCAGUGGAGGAGCCGCAAUGAAGCAGCGGAAAAGCAGCGGAAGUGCAGCAAUGAAGCAGCGUUAGUGCAGCUGAAGUGCAGCUUCUCUGGCUCUGCAUUGCUCAUUGCUCAUUGA
Molecule: messenger RNA, 393 nt
Organism: Sycon ciliatum
Lineage: Eukaryota; Metazoa; Porifera; Calcarea; Leucosolenida; Sycettidae
Product: axoneme-associated protein mst101(2)-like
Exons: 3
Coding region: 1-393 (130 amino acids)
Source: RefSeq, a predicted model, not a curated record